Molecule: messenger RNA, 2457 nt
Organism: Selaginella moellendorffii
Lineage: Eukaryota; Viridiplantae; Streptophyta; Lycopodiopsida; Selaginellales; Selaginellaceae
Product: protein KINESIN LIGHT CHAIN-RELATED 1
Exons: 6
Coding region: 221-2302 (693 amino acids)
Molecular function (GO): protein binding
Source: RefSeq, a predicted model, not a curated record
UAAUUAGCGCCUAGCUUUUGAGGCGCUUGUGUGUGUGAGAAUGUAGGGUCUAGAACGGGGAAAAAUUGGAGCGCACUGUCUGAUAGAGCGCUCGUCUUCUAGAUUCCACUCGGGCGUCAAAUCGAUUGAAUCGCCUUGAAAAUUCGCGCAAUGUGCGUCGUGGUUCGAGCGUUGGAGCUCCUGCCGGAGAGGUUCUAAGAUUUUCUAAAAGAAGGGGAGGAUGCCGAGCUUAGUAACGGACAAUGCACGUAAGGCGGCCUCUCCGCCCGGCCGCAAAGGUGUCAAAGGGAAAGAAGAGACGAAGAACAAAGCUUCCAACGCUAGCAGCAACGAGGCAAUGAAGAUCAGCGCUGGAAGGAAUUCUCCCGCCGGUAAAAAUUCCACGGCUCCUUCUGACAGUGAAGCAAUUGCGCCUGGUAGUCACGACGAAAACGAGGGCUCUCAGGAACUUAAUGACGUCGUGGAGUCGAGUGCCGAGAAUCCAGCUAUAUCGCCGGAGGAAAGUGAAGCUGUUUCGAGAGAGAACCCAGCGGAAGCCAAGUUUCCCAGCCAGGCGAAAGGUUCGGUGAAUUCUCGUCUUAGAAACUCUCUGGACAAGAAACCGCCGGUUCGAGCAAGUCCUCCGACGCCUCCAAGAAAGCAAAAGUCGCCGAGCAAGCCUUUAACUCGAAAGUCGAUCAAGAGUGAUUCCCCACCAAAGGAACCAAGCAAACAGCUGGAACAGGAGGCCGUCGAAAGUGAUGCUGGUCUGGAUGAACAAGAGACACAGCAGCAGCAUCACCCGAAGCUCGUGAACAGCAACGCUCUGAACCUCCUGAGGCUGGCAAGAGCAAGCCAUAUCGCCGGGGACAAUCCGCUCAAAGCUAUAGAUUACGCGUCUCGAGCCGCGACUUUGUUCGAGAAAGAAGAUGGCGAGGUGGCCAACUUGGAGCUGGUGCUAUGUCUACACAUUGUAGCUGCGGGGUAUUGCCGGCUCGGUCGUUACGACGAAGCGAUCAAGGUGCUGGAGAGCUCCUUGCUCAUUCCCAGCGUAGAUCAGGGGUCGGAGCACGCACUGGCUGUUUUCGCCGGGCAUAUGCAGCUUGGUGAUACGCUUUCCCUCGUAGGAAAGCACGAAAUGGCUCUGGCUUCCUAUCACAACGCAUUGGACGUGCAAAAGCAGGUGCUUGGAGACAUGGAUCCACGAGUUGCAGAGACUUGCCGAUACUUAUCAGAAGCUCAUCUUCAGGUGAUGCAAUUUGACGAAGCUCAACAGCUUUGCAAGCACGUCCUUGACAUACACAGCCAACACAGCCCUGCCGGUUCAGUGGACGAAGCCAUAGACAGAAAGCUCAUGGCAUUAAUACACGCAGGGAAAGGUGAACACGAGAUGGCUUUAGAGCAUUUGGUACUGGCAAGCACAACGUUGAGCUGUAAUGGCCAGGAUCUGGACGUUGCCUCAGUCGACUGCAGCAUUGGAGAGGCUUAUUUUGCUCUUGGUCGCUACGACGAGGCGGUUUUCUCGUACCAGAAAGCUCUCACAAUUCUGAAGUCGGCCAAGGGAGACUCCCAUACUGCUGUUGCCGCUGUUUACGUGAGCCUCGCGGACCUCUACCUAAAGACAGGAAGACAACGGGAAGCCAAGACUUACUGCGAGAAUGCAUUGAAGAUUUUCGGGAAGAACAACGCCGGGCAUGAACUUUCAAGUGGUUUGGUCGAGGUUGCGGGUGUUUACGAAGCUAUGGGAGAACGCGAGCAGGCAUUGUCGCUACUGAAGAGAGCACUGGACAUCUUACAGCUUGCUCCCGGGGAGCAAAGUGCUGCCGCAGGCGUGGAGGCACAGAUGGGAGUUCUCCUCUACGUAAUGGGAAAAUUCUCGGAGGCAUACACUGCUUUCAACAGCGCUAUACUAAAGCUCAAGUUCGGGACGGACAGAGAGACGACAUUCCUGGGCGUCCUGUUUAAUCAGCUGGCCCUGGCAAGCGUGGAACUUCAGCAGCUCGACAAUGCGGUGAAGCACUUCGAAGAAGCAAAGAGAAUACUGGAGAAAGCUGUUGGACCUCAUCACGCGGAGACACUGGCGGUGUCUAGCAAUCUCGCUGGGUGUUACGACGCUCUUGGAAGAGUUAACGAUGCAAUCGCUCUUCUGGAAAACGUUGUGGAAAUCAAAGAAGAGCUCCUGGGAACUGUUCAUCCGGAUGUAGCACGAGACCGGGAGAGGCUAUUGGCAUUGCUCAAAGGCGUGGGAAGGAGCCGAGCACGAAAAACAAGCACGCUGGAAGAGCUCUUGCUACUUCCAAAUCCCGAGGCAGCCAUCACUUAAGAGGACGAAAGCUUUCUUUCCUCUCUUGUAAAGUAUUUUUUUUACCUCUCGUGCGUGGUUUUGGUUCUAUAGCAUUCUUUGUGUUGGCGAGCUAUAUUGUGGCUUGGUACUCUCUACUAUAUACUUGAUCGACUCAUCAAGGUACUUCAAAAUUC